Molecule: messenger RNA, 1029 nt
Organism: Paramisgurnus dabryanus
Lineage: Eukaryota; Metazoa; Chordata; Actinopteri; Cypriniformes; Cobitidae
Gene: dynll2a
Product: dynein, light chain, LC8-type 2a
Biological process (GO): microtubule-based process
Cellular component (GO): cytoplasmic dynein complex
Molecular function (GO): dynein intermediate chain binding
Source: RefSeq, a predicted model, not a curated record
GCUGGCAGAGCGGCGCAGGGAGCGGCUGGUCUGCAGCCAAUGGUGAGCGCUGUGUAGGACGGCAUUGUGAAGAGCCAGGGAUUUUAGCGGGCACCAGUCGGCGUUUAACUUCAUCUUUAUGCUCAUCUCAUAGCGUCAAAGGGGCAUCUGGACCGACGACAGCUCUUACGAAUCGAACAUUUUUGUUUCUCAAUAUAGCUGACAGGCACCAUGACUGACAGGAAGGCCGUGAUCAAGAACGCUGACAUGUCUGAAGACAUGCAGCAAGAUGCAGUCGAUUGUGCCACGCAGGCCAUGGAGAAAUACAACAUCGAGAAGGACAUUGCCGCAUAUAUCAAAAAGGAGUUCGAUAAGAAAUACAAUCCUACGUGGCAUUGCAUUGUGGGGAGGAACUUCGGCAGCUAUGUGACCCACGAGACGAAACACUUCAUCUACUUCUACUUGGGCCAGGUGGCCAUUCUCCUGUUCAAGUCUGGCUGAAUGGAGACCAGACCGUAGAAUGCAUUUCUUUCUGAAGACUGUGAUGCACUGGUGGCUGAUGUUGUAUCUAUCAACACACUACGAAUAUUUAAUGAGACCAUACCAUGACUAUGCUGGUGUGUGCACAACUGCAUGGAUCAUACCCCAUACUACUUGUGUACAUAUUGCAGUUAAAUUGCUUUUUCAUUAGAAGUCCCUUUGUUAAUUGGCAAAGUUUUUGUUAAUGGUCCUUGCAGGUAUUUCCUAGCACAUAUGUUGGUGAAUUUAAAAUAAAGAAAACGGUGUAAUAAAAGUUAGAAAAUGUCUAUUGACCAGCACAUAUGUCUGCUUUGAAUUGAUCUAUAUAUAUUUUUAGUGACUUAGUGCUGUUUUACAUAAAUCCUACGCACUGCAAAGAGCAGAAGCACACACAGCUGUAUGGUGGCUAGUCUUGUAUAGUAUGAUCUCUGUUAAUAUAAAAAUAUUCUGAUUACCUCGGAUUAUUUUUUGUUUGUUGAUUUUUGAUACAGGAGAGUUAUUGCAUUUCAGAGACCCCAUAUAAAUAUUGAU